UGCCACCGCCGCCUCGCCAGUCGAUGGCGAGGAAAGCAUCGAAAGAAAGAGGUAAAACCUUUGACAUUGCAUACCUUGUGUCGAAUGUGAUUGGUCGAGAGAAGUGAUUGGUUGGAGAGUUUUUUGGCUGGCGGGGACGUGGAGCGCAUUAAACAGGAACAACCUCGGCACCGAGCAAGCAUGGGCAUUGUCAAGAACGGAAAAGUUGUAGUGUUGUUGAACGGCCGAUACGCCGGCCGCAAGGCCAUUGUGGUCAAGACGUAUGACGAAGGCCACGGCGACCGCAAGUUUGCCCACGCCAUUGUGGCUGGUAUCGACCGCUACCCCCGCAAGGUCACUCGCUCGAUGGGCAAGAAGAAGGUCGCCAAGCGCUCCAAGAUCAAGCCGUUCGUGAAAUACGUCAACUACAACCACAUCUUGCCGACCCGCUACGUGGCCGACAUCGAAUUGAAGAAGGUGCUGGACGACGAAGUGUUGGCCACCCCCGAAGCCCGCAUUGAAUCCCGCAAGACGAUCAAGAAGGUCUUUGAAGACCGCUACUUGAACCAAGGCGCGACCAAGUCGGAAAAGAAGGCAGCCGGUGUGUCGUUCUUCUUCAAGAAGCUCCGCUUCUAAAUGGUGGGCUCGGACUGCAUCCUUGCCGCCUGUGCUCUGCAAUGGACGUCGGCACGUGCGGCUGUCGUCGUGUGGGGCUAACACUACAAUACAUGAGACUGUUCCGCUCGCAGGUCAUUCCCGGCGGGCGCGUUCACGCCAAUGCCAUCAUCAACUCCAAUUCUUUUCUGUCCA
Messenger RNA from Aphanomyces invadans, 789 nucleotides. RefSeq lists its product as hypothetical. Lineage: Eukaryota; Oomycota; Saprolegniomycetes; Saprolegniales; Verrucalvaceae. The coding region runs from base 181 to 615 and encodes 144 amino acids. The record is from RefSeq and is a predicted model, not a curated record. Gene Ontology annotation, molecular function: structural constituent of ribosome. The transcript is spliced from 2 exons. Gene Ontology annotation, biological process: translation. Gene Ontology annotation, cellular component: cytosolic large ribosomal subunit; ribosome.